This is a messenger RNA of Hibiscus syriacus, 1449 nucleotides long. RefSeq lists its product as uncharacterized. The coding region runs from base 1 to 1449 and encodes 482 amino acids. The transcript has a single exon. Lineage: Eukaryota; Viridiplantae; Streptophyta; Magnoliopsida; Malvales; Malvaceae. The record is from RefSeq and is a predicted model, not a curated record.
AUGUGUCAUCGGGAACAUCCGCUUGUGCUGCAAUUUAAUACCGAACGGCUAUCUUGUAAGAUAUGCCAAUCAACUCAACGAAGAGGAUUUGUUUACUGUUGUUCACCUUGUAAGUUUGUUAUUCAUAUUGAUUGUGCAUUUCCACCACCUGUUGUUGAAGAGAAAAACCAUCCGCACCCAUUCACUCGACUUCUGAGACGAGUACCGUUCGUUUGUGAUGCAUGUGGCACCGAAGGAAUUUACGUUUCCCAUGUAUGCUCUACUUGUAACAUCGUAGUUCAUAAAAAGUGCAUUUCAUUGCCCCGCGUCAUCAAAAGCAAGUGGCAUGAUCAUCGCAUUUUUCACAAAUAUUUCCUUCCUGACGAUUUUAGAAGUUUGGAUUGCAUUAUUUGUCAUGAUAAAGUCAAUUCAGACCACGGAAGUUACUCUUGUUCAUAUUGCAAUAUUACAUCCCAUGUAAAUUGCGUCAUAGAGGACAAAGAUUCAUAUUUUAUAGUUUUAGAUGAGGAUGAUGAUGAGUUAUCUUAUGAAAGUUCAAUUAAUGUUUUGGAGAGGAAUGAUGCUAGAGAAGCUACAAAAAUAAAACAUUGCAAGCAUGGUCAUAAUCUAAUGUUAAGUUCUUCCCUUGGAGAGCAUGAAAACAGUUGUGACGGUUGUAUGUUAUCGAUGUCGGAUCCGUUCUACUGCUGUUCGGAAUGUGAUUUUCUUCUUCACAAAGCUUGUACCGAGUUUCCUCGAAUGAAGCAUGUUUGGCAUCAUCCUUGCCAAAUACCUCUCCGUCUUAUUUCAGACGAAGCUUUUCAGUGUGAAAAGUGUUGGCAAGUGUCUAAUGCCUUUGCUUAUGAGUGUUGUGAAUGUGAGGAAAAGACACGUCUCCAAUGUGUGAUUGCUCUUACUCCUGGAGCUCAAACAUGUUCGAAACAUGAUCACCCCCUCUUUUACUAUAGAGAGUGUGAAGGGCAAUGCAAUGCUUGUGGCAAUGAUGAUAUAGUAGCUGCAUUCCGUUGUAAGGAUAGUGAUUUUGUGCUAGACCUUGAAUGUUUUUCUCUACCGAUCACAGCUCAUCAAAAAUGUGAUGAACAUCUUCUCAAACUCAUCUACCGUGGUGGUAAUAAUUAUCCAGAAAGUCAUUAUUGUGAUAUUUGUGAAGAAAGUCGAGAUCCAAAUCGUUGGUUUUAUCGUUGUACACUAUGUGAUACUUAUGCUCAUGUCAAUUGUGUUCUUGGAAAGUAUCCAUUCAUCAAACUCGGGAGAAUCUACGAAGAAAAGAAUCAUCCACACCCACUCGCCUUCGUCAAGAAGAGCUACUACUACCCCGAUUGCGGUGUCUGUGGUGAGCCCUGUGAAGAUUUGGCUCUUGAAUGCUCGAAGUCCGGAUGCAACUAUAUUGUCCACUGGAAUUGGGUAGCACCUGAUGAUCUACAAGGAUUUUGUUUUUAUGAUAUGUAG